ACGAGAAAAAAAUUCUUAUUCGACUACUCAAAUGAAAUAUUUCUCUUAUGACCAUGUUAUCGUUCUAAUUGACCUAUAAGAAAAAUAUACGUGCUAAAAUGAUAUUCGAAAAUUAAAAGAAAAGAAAUGAUCUCAAAGUGUCUAAGUACUCCCAAAAAUGAUAAGAUUAGUCUCAUUUCUUUUCGAUUACAAAUUAUGACAAAACGAUCUUAGAAAAACAAAACUUAUUAACAUUAAAUCAACAAAAUUCGAACGGAUCGAAAUUCAGUUCACUACAGUUGCACAUAAUAUUUUGGCUUCAAGGGGGAAAAAGCAGACUUCUGUACUUCAGAAGUACAAAAGUACUGAGAAGUACUGAAAAGUACGAAGAAGUACAAAGAAGUACAGAAAAGUACAAGAAAGUACAGAAAAGUACAAAGAAGUACAGAAGUCCACUUUUCCCCCCUUGUUUGGCUCUCAUUCUCUAGGUAUUCCAAUCAUAGUUUUUUAAGCUCCAUUCUUAAAAAAAGUUUUGUAAAAAAAAAAAGUUGAACUUUAUGUGUAUUUUAACAUGUCUCAGGACUUCUGAUGGAUAUUGUAUUUUAUUAAUUGGUAUUUACAAUAAAAUAUUUCCUUGUAUAUCUCAUCAAAUAAUAAGAAACCUCAAUAGAUAUGUUAAAGUUCAAACUAACAAUCAAUUCAAUUUAUUUUUAUUUGUCAACGUUUAAGUAUAAUGUAGGUAAUUUUAUAUCAAAUUAUAAUGUUUUUAUUUAAGAUUAUAUUAAUUAGAGAUCAAAAAUAGUUGGUAAACAAUCACUUAACAAAAGUUUAAUUAAAAAUGGCACUGUAACAAAAAUAGUAAUACGUUUAAUACAAUUUCGUCUGACAAAUGAAUUAGUUCAUCAUAUUCAUGUUCAUCAUACAACAGAGUAUAAUUAUUAUCAUCAUCAUUAUCAAACAUCUACAGAAUCACCAACAAUAUGA
Molecule: messenger RNA, 963 nt
Organism: Rotaria sp. Silwood1
Lineage: Eukaryota; Metazoa; Rotifera; Eurotatoria; Philodinida; Philodinidae
Source: the annotation of a GenBank genome assembly